Messenger RNA from Poecilia reticulata (guppy), 1587 nucleotides. RefSeq names its product serine/threonine-protein phosphatase 6 catalytic subunit. Lineage: Eukaryota; Metazoa; Chordata; Actinopteri; Cyprinodontiformes; Poeciliidae. Gene Ontology annotation, molecular function: protein serine/threonine phosphatase activity. The record is from RefSeq and is a predicted model, not a curated record.
GCGGUGUGUGGAACUCCGCUGGAGCGUCGCAGGAAGCGCGCAAGAGUCAACUCUUCGCGGUACAAUGGCGCCGCUAGAUUUAGAUAAAUAUGCGGAGAUUGCCAAACAGUGUAAAUACCUCCCGGAAAAUGACCUCAAGAGGUUAUGCGACUAYGUGUGUGAUCUUCUGCUGGAGGAGUCCAACGUUCAGCCCGUUUCUACACCAGUGACUGUAUGUGGAGACAUUCACGGACAGUUUUAUGACCUGUGUGAGCUGUUCCGAACUGGCGGCCAGGUUCCAGACACCAAUUACAUCUUCAUGGGGGAUUUUGUUGACCGAGGAUAUUAUAGCUUGGAGACCUUCACCUACCUGUUGGUGCUGAAAGCCAAGUGGCCCGACCGCAUCACACUUUUGCGUGGGAACCAUGAGAGCAGGCAGAUUACGCAAGUCUACGGCUUUUAUGACGAGUGCCAAACCAAAUACGGGAAUGCAAACGCYUGGCGGUACUGCACUAAAGUAUUCGACAUGCUAACAGUUGCAGCUCUGAUGGACGAGCAGAUUCUGUGUGUCCAYGGCGGCCUCUCUCCGGACAUAAAGACCCUCGAUCAAAUCCGAACCAUCGAGCGAAAUCAGGAGAUCCCUCAUAAAGGAGCUUUUUGUGACCUGGUGUGGUCGGACCCUGAAGACGUAGACACCUGGGCCAUCAGCCCCAGAGGAGCCGGCUGGCUCUUUGGAGCUAAAGUUACAAAUGAGUUUGUUCACAUCAACAGUCUGAAGCUCAUCUGCAGGGCACAUCAGCUCGUCCACGAAGGCUACAAGUUCAUGUUUGACGAGAAGCUGGUCACGGUGUGGUCGGCUCCCAAUUACUGCUACCGCUGYGGCAACAUCGCAUCCAUCAUGGUCUUCAAAGACGUUAACACAAGGGAGCCAAAGCUCUUCAGAGCAGUGCCUGACUCCGAAAGAGUCAUCCCUCCCCGAACAACGACCCCUUACUUCCUGUAGACGCCCUUCAGACGAAGCAGCUUGUUCAGUAGGCAGAGGCACUCGUGAACCCAUGUAAACGUUGGUGUAUUUGGGUGUGUUAAGGGAGCACUUCUUGGUGCCAGCUGUCAGUUUUUAUUCCCGCUCUGUGAUGCAUUUGAUGCCGUUAUUCUGCAGCUUAAGUUACACCUAGAAACCACAGCAAAGGAGGGUCACUGAGCAUCACUGCUGUAUUAGAGGAAGGACUCCAGUCAACUGACAAUGUAAAAUCAUAUUUAUAAAGCUUCAUUCUUUUACAUUAAAAAGAAACAGAUUGCACAUGCAGCAAUGUAUAGAUUGUUUUGAUGUUAUUUUGUUAUGGCGAUGUAUUUAGCUGGAUGUAUUAAAGCACUGCACACAGUUCAAAGCUCUGUGUCCUGAAACGUCUCACUUCCAGGUUGUCAUCAUAUAACCCCAUGAMUAAACKGUAUACCUGAGAGUUGAUAUGUAAAAAAAAUGCUCAUCUCCUUUACGUUUUGUUUAAGCUGUGGUAGCUGUCUGCAAUUUCAAAAUGUAAAGUCAGUUCUUUGUGAAUAUUAUUUCUGUCUGUAUUUAAAUAAAUCCUAUUGAAAAGUAUUACACCAUAA